This is a messenger RNA of Triticum aestivum (bread wheat), 1576 nucleotides long. RefSeq lists its product as uncharacterized. Gene Ontology annotation, molecular function: DNA binding. The record is from RefSeq and is a predicted model, not a curated record. Lineage: Eukaryota; Viridiplantae; Streptophyta; Magnoliopsida; Poales; Poaceae. Bases 318 to 1517 code for a protein of 399 amino acids. The transcript has 11 exons.
AUCUGCUUUCCCUCUCCCAAUCUCUCACCUUCCUCCGCUCGUCCCUUCUCUUCUCCCGGCCGCCCCUAACCUCACCACCACCACCCACUGCCCCUCUCUUUCUCUCUCACAGCUCCCCACGUCUUUGGUCGCACGGCAGCGUGGCACAAGCAGCACCGGACACAUAGUAGGACACAGUUUAAUUUGUCUCCAAUACAAAGGAGAUGGAUUGCAUGGAUGCAAGUAAUAAUGAGAAGUUGAAUCGACGCUAUGACUUGAGGAACUCAAGUGUCAAGAUCCGUGGUUAUUUGUGAAGCAGUUCUAGCAGAAGUGAGCACAUGGAUGGACAACAUGAUGUGAGAUCUUCAAAUAUGAAAAAUGGUUGUGAUGUAGUGACCAACUCUGACAAUAUGAAGGCAGUUGAUCAUAUUGAUAGAAUAAGAGAUGAGAAUGUUCAUAGGAGGUAUGACUUGAGGAGUGCAAGAUUUAAGAGUACUUCUGAUGUACCUAGUAGUUCGAGCAAAAGAAAGCUGAAUCGACAUGAUGGAAGGAACAAUGAGCACAUGAACAGAAAAAAUGUAGUGAGGAGUCCAACAGUCCAAAGUAGUUCCAUCCAGCAAAAAUGGAUUACCAAGAGCAAGUACAAUAUAACUCGUGGGCACAAAAAUAAGAAGAGGACGGAAGCAACGCUAAGUUUUGGAAGUCAGAAGGACAAUACAAAUGUUCCUCCUUUAAACUGUCCACCAAGAUUCGAAAAUGUGACGCCAAAAUGCGAGUACCAUGUUACCGCCCAUCAAAUGGGGUACUUUCUUUCUGAUGCGUGUUAUGCUUGUGGGAAACCACGAGGUCCAUGCAUGCCAAUGAAGAGAGACAAACAAUUUUUCAGCCUUCCAAUAGUAUCUUCACAUAGAGAAUUUCUGACAAUACCUUGCAAUCUUCGUGAAAAGGUUAACAAGAUGGGUGAAGAUACGAUAAAUAUUGAAGAUAUGUAUCAAAGAAAUUACAAAGUUAAACUUGUAAAAGCUUCUGCAAUGACGUUUCUGUGUGGAAGUGGGUGGCAAGAAUUUGUGAUUACUCAUGAUAUUGAUGAUGGUGAUCGAGUUUGUUUCCACUUCAAAGAAGACUUGGUGACCAUGAUUGCAUUUGUUUACCGAGAUAAGCUUGUAUGGCGUGAUGGAAAGAAGGUUAUUGCGACAAAUGAAGUUCAACCAACUUACAUGAAAGGGCUUGUCCGUUCUUUCAAAAUGGAGAUGAGUAGCACUGACAUGAAUUGCAUGCUUACACUUAACAUGUCUAUUACUGAAGAACUAUGCUUGCCAAGAGAAGGUGAAGUUACACUUAUCAAUCGCAGAGGUGAUGUUAAAGUGGAAGAUGGAUACUCCAUUUCUGCUGAUGAUGGUUGUCUUGGUUUGACAUAUGGCUGGAAGGAUUUUCUUGAAAGAUUUCCAAUUCCAAUUAGAUCUAUCAUUGAAGUGAAUGUGGUGAAAGAGAAUAAUAAGUUGAUCAUGUACUUCCUACUGCUGGAGGUAGAUGUGUAGGGCGUCAGAGUUAUAUAUGAAGUAAAUUAUAAACUGUGGUCAUAUGUUAACUAUUAGAC